Symbiodinium sp. CCMP2456 is the source of this 2218-nucleotide messenger RNA. The record is from the annotation of a GenBank genome assembly. NCBI's taxonomy places the organism in Eukaryota, Dinophyceae, Suessiales, Symbiodiniaceae.
AUGAUGCGGGCAUUUCGCAGGUUUCCUGUUGCCAAGGCAGCCAAGGUGAUCUCGCCAAGGGCCCUUCCAGCUCAGUAUGUCCGCGCUUUCUCGGCCCAGCCGGAGGCGUUCAAGGCCGCCUACGAAGCCCACGUGGCUGAGCGAGCCGCCCAAGGCGGCCUGCCACCCUUGGCUCUGGACCAGAGCCAGGCUGAAUCUGUGGUCGAGAUGUUGAAGAAGGCUCCUGCCGAUGGCGCUUUUUACGUUGACCUCCUGCGCAACCGCACGAACCCGGGAGUCGAUGACUCCAGCUAUGUGAAGGCAAACUUCCUCCGUGACAUCAUCCACGGCACCGUCUCGACGCCCUUGGUGUCGAAGGCGGAUGCAGUAGAGAUGCUCGGAUGGAUGCAGGGAGGGUACAACGUCGCCCCACUGGUCGAGGCGCUGGACCUCGACCAGGAACUUGCCGCCGGGGCUGUCUCUGGCCUCAGCCGCAUGAUCUUGAUGUUCGACGCUUACCAUGACGUGGAGGACAAGAUGAAGAAGGGAAAUCCUUUUGCCAAGCAGGUGAUCGAGUCCUGGGCAAGCGCUGAUUGGUUCACGAGUCGCCCCUCCGUUCCUGAAAAGGUGACUCUGUGCGUGUUUAAAGUAACCGGCGAGACGAACACCGACGACCUUUCGCCGGCCCCGGAUGCCUGGUCUCGCCCAGACAUCCCGCUGCACGCCCUGGCGAUGCUGAAGUUUCCUCGUGACGGCAUCACCAAUGCCGCGCAGCAGAUCGCAGACCUGAAAACGAAAGGCCACCAGCUCGCCUACGUCGGAGACGUUGUGGGCACGGGCUCUUCACGUAAGUCGGCCACGAACUCGAUCCUCUGGUACAUGGGCCAAGACAUCCCUUGCGCUCCGAACAAGCGCACCGGCGGCUUCGUGAUCGGCGGCGUGAUUGCGCCCAUCUUUUUCAACACCAUGGAGGACUCUGGUGCACUGCCUUUGGAGAUGGAUGUCAAAGACAUGAACAUGGGCGACCUCAUCGAUCUGUGCGUCUAUGAGCAAGUCAUCAAGAAGCACGGCACCGACGAGGUCCUCACCAAGUUCGACCUCAAGCACGGCUUGAUGCUGGACCAGGUGCAGGCGGGCGGCCGCAUCCCUUUGAUCAUCGGCCGUGGGCUCACCAACAAGGCCCGCGAGAGCCUCAACCUGGGCAUGUCCACCACCUUCAAGCAGAUGGCCCAGCCAGAUGUCAACGUGAAGGGCUUCACGCUGGCUCAGAAGAUGGUGGGCAAGGCCUGUGGCGUUGACGGCGUUGUGCCGGGAGCCUACUGCGAGCCCCGCAUGGGAACUGUGGGCUCUCAGGACACCACUGGGCCCAUGACUCGCGAUGAGCUGAAGGAUUUGGCUUGCCUGGGAUUCCAGGCAGACCUGGUGAUGCAGUCUUUCUGCCACACCGCCGCCUACCCAAAGCCCGUGGAUGUGAUCACGCACCGCACCCUGCCAAAGUUCAUCGCGGACCGCGGCGGUGUUGCCCUGCGCCCGGGCGAUGGCAUCAUCCACUCCUGGCUCAACCGAAUGCUGCUUCCCGAUGAGGUCGGGACAGGCGGAGACUCGCACACCCGCUUCCCCCUGGGCAUCUCCUUCCCGGCCGGCUCCGGGCUCGUCGCCUUCGGCGCCGCCACGGGGGUGAUGCCCCUGAAGUGCGAGCAGGCCUUCGAGCUCUCGGAUGCCUCCGCCGAGCGCUCCGCGGCCGGCUGCACCAUCAAGCUGAAUGAGGACUCCGUGAAGGAGUACCUUACUUCCAACAUUACGCUGCUCAAGUGGAUGAUCUCCGAGGGCUACAGCGAUCCCCGGACCCUGGCCCGCCGCGUCAGCAAGAUGGAGAAGUGGCUGGAGAGCCCCACCCUGAUGGAGGCUGACAAGGAGGCCGAGUACGCUGCGGUGAUCGACAUCAACCUGGAUGAGCUGAAGGAAGAGUGUAUUCAGCGGACAGGCCACUACCGUGCCGCCGGAAAGAUGCUUUCGCAGUUCGACGGCCAGCUGUCCACUCGCUUGUGGAUUGCCCCGCCGACCAAGAUGGACGAGGAGCAACUCACCAAGGAGGGCUACUACUCCGUCUACGGAAAGGUCGGUGCCAGGACCGAGAUGCCCGGCUGCUCCCUUUGCAUGGGCAACCAGGCGCGCGUGGCCGACAACGCCACCGUGGUGUCGACCUCCACUCGUAACUUCCCCAACCGUUUGGGCAAGG